Messenger RNA from Aedes albopictus (Asian tiger mosquito), 2173 nucleotides. RefSeq names its product transmembrane protein 64. The record is from RefSeq and is a predicted model, not a curated record. Lineage: Eukaryota; Metazoa; Arthropoda; Insecta; Diptera; Culicidae. Gene Ontology annotation, cellular component: endoplasmic reticulum. Gene Ontology annotation, biological process: regulation of cytosolic calcium ion concentration.
CCAUUUUUUUAAUAAAAAAAACCUGGAAAACUCAGAGAAUUUUGGAGUAGACACCCUGUUACAGUAAUUUACAUCUCUAGCGAGGCGUGGAAAAAAUCCUGCGGGAAUUUCAGAAAAAAUCCAUGGAGAUACCAGUAGGAGAUUCUGAAGAAAUUUCAAGAAAUAUUUUUGGAGGUACCAUAGUAGGAAAACCUGGGAAAAAUCUCAGGAACAUUUCUGAAGAGAUUCUUAUUAAAAUUCCCGGAAGAAGUUCCUCCACGAAUUCCUGAAGGAAUAGGAAAUCCUCCCUAUUCUGGGAGGAAUCCAUGAAAAAAGUAAUGGUCGAAUCUGUAAAAAAAACUCUGCGAGAAAUCUCUUAAAACAUCCCUGCGUAAUCUGGGUAAAAUUCUCCACUGGACCACUGGGUGUUACGUGUGUUGUCGGUUUGUUAGAGAUUGUUCAUUCAGUGCAACCUCUGGUGAAAGACGGUAUAAUGCCUUUUGUCUUUGUAUUCUAUCGCAUAAACUUCACCAUAAAUUCCUGUAGCAAUCCCAACAAGGAACCGUUCAUAACCCACGAAGACCAAAUUUUAGUCAGCUUUGAGCUCAACGCGCCCCCCCUCCCUUCUCUUCACUCGUAGACUUUCGUAAAUACAAAAAAUUGAAAAGUUUUAGGGAACCAAGUUUUGACCAUACCCAAACCCAGAAGUAUUCUUGGAGGAAUUCCUGAUGGCAUCUCUGGAAAGAAAAAGCAAAUUUAGCAUUUUCUCAUGUAUUGGGACGAGAUUCAGCGUCACAUGUUUUAAAAUGUCUGACUUAUAGUCACAUCAACAGGGAACGUUUUAUGUUGGUACUGUUACGAAUUAGAUGGAGAUGAAGAAAUUGGUCCUAAGACUAUAAGUUUUUUACAAGCAUCGGAUCAAUUUGCGCUUUUCGAUAAAGAUUUUCUGCAUAUUCUGGUAUAGUCCAGUUUAACCCUCGAGUGAUCACGCUGUUGUAUUUUGUACAACACAUUGAAAAAAUCCUGCUCGUUGUGUUCAGCAUUAGCAUGGUGCUGGAGGUGGUGGUCAACUGCGCGAGUUACGGAAGGUUAAAUCUUCAGCUCGCAUAAUUCAUAAUAUUAAGUAGCACUGGUUUUAACGAACCUCAAUUUUACACACCUUUAGUGAACCGCCAACAUCAGACAAUUGGGAACCGCUGUACUAGUGCAAACCUUCAACUACAACACCUACACCUAGCAGAUGACUAUUGCAUCGUCGUUGUCGUAAAACUGUGCUGUGCUGAGCGGAUCUAGCUACAUAUAUACCUACCGCAGCAUCCCCCUACUAUCAUCGGUCAGCGCGUUUCCAUCGGACGACUCUCAAUAUGGAUCGAGCAGUGGAAGCAUCAGGAUUGAUGUGUAAAAUCCUGAGCCGCCUCCGCUACUAGGCCGAGUGCGCCCUUCUCGAAGAAAGCAGCAUGGAUGUACCACUCUCCGAGCCGGAUGAUGGAACAGCAGCGAACGACAACGAACAAUUUCUCAGAGCAUCGUCGCCAACUUUUCUACUGCCGGUUACUACCGCAACCAUCCAAUCUGCCGGCAGAAACAACCCCCUGUCAACGUCGCCGGGGUCUAUCGCCGCGCCGCCAACGAAAGCGAAAGCGGACUUCAUCUGUGACCUAGAUUUGCACAGUUCGAAAGAUCGCCACUAUCACCAUCAUCACCAUCAUCUGCUGGUGAAUCACCAUUACCACCAUCUGCAGCUCUGCGAAACUGGCUCUGCCAAAAACACCGUCAACAGCAGCAUUAGUAAAUCUCCCACCGUCGCCAAAGCCAGUUCCGUCGAGAUGCGGGACCGCUUCUGCUUCUACCGGCUGCAACGGUUCGUUUCGCGAAACCCAGUGCUCAACUACCUGCUGCCGCUGUGUGCGAUAGCGGUGCUAGUGUUUGUGAUCUAUGCCUUCCGGGACUAUGCCAAAACCCUGCUGUACUGGAUCGAGACGCAAAACUCGUGGAUCAUCUUCUGCAUCUUCCUGUGUUUGUUCACGAUCGUUAGCUUUCCGGUGACGGUGGGCUACCUGGUGCUGAUCAUCAGCAGCGGUUACCUGUUCGGGUUCGUCAAGGGCCUGCUGACGACGAUCAUCGGCGCCAAUCUGGGGGUGGCCAUUGCGCACAACACCAUCAAGGGGAUGCAGUCGAAGCUGCCGUUGCAUAA